AUGACUCCAGCUACCAGAUCUCAAGUUAAAUCAAAUCCAGUACUUGACAAUGACUUAUUAGUUACACAACUCAAAGCUGUUAAGCGCAAGCCUAGAACAAAAAGUUCUAAAACCGAUCCACCAAAAACAAAAAAAAAAAAAAAAGAUACUUUAAGUGAUAAAGAUUCAGUUUUUCAAACAAACUCCAAAUCUGUUGAUUCAGUUGAAAGUUCUUCAUCCAUGGGCACUACGCCACCCUUUUCUUCUUUAUUCAUACCUUCUCCUUCAACUCCAGUCUCCAAUUCUGCUUCAAAAAAAAUAUUAAUUGAAAAACCCCAACUUCCUUUCUCAUCCAAUGUGUUACUACUUUCUUCAGGUAAUGAUAACACAGGCAACUACCCAACACCAUCCAGUAACAAAAACAAGCUCAAGACCUCAACUCCUUCCAAUAGUCACGCAGAUCCAAAUUUCCUAAAAGCUGAACAUACUACACCUUUACCAACCAAGCGAUAUGAAUACUAUGAAUGUCAAGUCAAAGUAAAACAGGAGAAAGGUGCCAAUGCCUCUACAAAUGAAAAUUCUACUAUCGAAUGUUUUGAUAAUGAUAAUGAUAAUGAUAAUGAUAAUGAUAAUGAUAAUGAUAAUGAUAAUGAUAAUGAUAAUGAUAAUGAUAAUGAUAAUUGUCAUUAUAAUAAUUAUGAUUCUGAUUCUGAUGUCAAUGCUGAUGUCAAUGCUGAUGCCAAUGCUGAUGUCAAUGCUGACAAAAUAGAUCCCUCGAUCACGUCAAAUAUCCCCCAGUUUCUCAACAAAUCACCGAAAAAAACUGUUUUCAUUGAAACUCACAUGGGUACACCUUUUCUUUCGGAACUCUCUGUACGCGACAUAGUAGAUAUUGUAGACAUUAAGCUUAAAAACUUCAGCAUUUUAUGGGUGUUUGCUGCAUGUGUUGUUAUUGAAAAAAAAAAAAAAAAGAGCAAUCUUGAAUUGUUUUUCAAUAAAAAGAGUAUCAUAUCAUCUGAAACCAAUCAUUCAUAUUUGUAUUUUUUCCCCUCUUUAAACCAUACAAAUGAUGAGUUCAAGAACUAUCUUGAAACGAAGUUUGAGCAAUCCUCUUGGCUCAAAUCUUUUCGGGCAGGAAAUGCUCAACAAGAAUUUGGAUUGUUUCUUCCAAUUAAUUACCAUGAUCACUGGUCUCUUGUUUUUGUUUUUUGCAGUCCAUCUGGUAAUUGUUUUCAAGUUUUUGUCCAUGAUUCGGUUCAUUUAUUCAAAGACGACUUUUUUAAAUUUUCGUCCCAAAAAACUCAGUUUUUUGAUUUAGACGUCUUCUUAUCAAACAUUGACAUACUUCGAAGCAAGAUAUUUAAGGAGAAUGAAAAUAUUACUGAAACUCAUGUUAUCUCACAACAUUUUUCUUUUGGAGAUUUGAAGUUUGUACCGCUACACUUACAAAAGGACAGCGACAGUUGUGGCAUUCAAAUGGCCUUGAAUGCUCAACGCAUAUGCUCAGCUUAUCUAUCAUCAUCUGGUGUAUUAAAUUGGCUAAAAUCUGAACCUUCAGUACAACAGCUUUAUGGUCAAGAUUUACGUGUUUUUCGUCGUGAGCUUGUCUAUGAGAUAAAUAUGGAAGACUUUCCUGUUAAUCCGUCUGGGAGAAGAAGAAGAAGGAGAACAUCCAAUCUUGACUAUUCUGAGAAUUUGACUUUAUCUAAUGAGUUUACUCAAGAUUUUUUAAAUACAUAUAACGAAGCUAUUGCAGCUCUUUUUGUUGAAAGAAAUGUUCUUUUAUUUUAUGAUCAACUGAACCAUCAAAAAAUAGGAACAAGGAAAAGAGAUAUUUAUGACAAUCUGGAAGAAUUGCCUGAUAAUUUUGAAUGCUUUUAUUGGGCCGAUCGAUUCAAAUUUCAAACGUUAUUAGUUAACUUUGAUUUUUUCAUGCUUUUUCCUAAUCUUUCAAAACGUUUUCAGCAGGGAAAACGUGACGAAUUAUCCAUGUGGAGAAAAAUUGUGGUAAAACAUCUUCAUAUUCCUUCUUACUUAUGGACUUACAAAUUUGUUCAAAAUCCCAAUAAACAGUCUUACCUUGCAAUGUAUGAUCAUUGUUUCAGCUUAAUGUCAGAUAAACUUUUUUCACAAUUUUUAGGAAAAGUUGAUGGCGUACAAAACUAUGAUCCUAUGUUGAUUAAAGAACUACUGAUUUCUCUUCCUAGAGGAUUUUCUGACAGAAGAAUUUCCAAUGAAGGACUACGUUAUCAACGUCAGCUUAAAAUCGAAAACGAAGAUUGUUUAGUAACAAGGCGUGGAGUGACUGAAGACAAUGUAAUGCGAAAAAUAACUAAGGGAAAGCCAGAUACUUUAAUUAUUAAACCAGAAGAGAUUUUACCAGAGCUAAAAAAAAUUACUCUACUAGGAAUGAAGAAAGAUGCCACAGAUACAUGGAAUAACCGUAUUUCUUCAGAUUUCAACAAAAAGUAUUAUUAUAUUUCUAAAGAGCUUGUACGUUAUAUCUUUUUGAACAGAAGUAACCAUAAAUAG
Molecule: messenger RNA, 2511 nt
Organism: Magnusiomyces paraingens
Lineage: Eukaryota; Fungi; Ascomycota; Dipodascomycetes; Dipodascales; Dipodascaceae
Exons: 1
Coding region: 1-2511 (836 amino acids)
Source: RefSeq, a predicted model, not a curated record